AUGCUCGAGCAGUUGGGCACACUGCACGUGGGUCUGCACUGUGCCAUCUCGGCGGUAUGCGGCUCAGAUGCCAGUGACGGCGGAUGCAACCCCCGUUCGCCUGUCCGCAACCCCAUCUUCCGGUCAGCUAGGCCCUGAGGAAUGAGCACGUGGUGGUGUUCCGCGGGGAACUCCUUGUGUGUAAUCGCGAGGUAUGGGCAUGUGUCCGUCGAGAGCUAUAUCUUAGCCGGCGGCCGCUUCUCCUAUGAGGUGUUGUGUCACCGGCUUCCGUUCAGCCUUUCCCUCCAAGCAACCGGGACAGGAGGCUUGUUUACUCGCCUUGUUUCGUUUCUCAAGUCGGCUGCUCGCGGCCAGUACCAAAGUGGCCAGCCAUGCGUUUCCUCUCGGCGUUACUGGCCGCUGCCAGUCUCGUGUCGACCGCUAAGGCACACUGGCUUGGAGACAUCAAGCAUCAGGGAUAUGCGCCUUUUACUCCGUCGGGCUAUCCUGUCUUUCGCAACGUGAAGGACUACGGCGCAAGGGGCGAUGGCGUUACCGACGACACGGCGGCUAUCAUGGCGGCCGUCAACGCUGGCAACCCUUGCAACAGGAACUGUGCAUCAACAACCAUGACUCCUGCACUCGUGUACUUCCCGGCCGGCACGUAUCUGAUCUCGUCCUCGAUCAAACCGGCCUACUUCACCCAGCUCUUCGGCGAUGCUGCCAACCCGCCCACGCUCAAGGCCACCGCCAACUUUGCCGGCUUCGGUCUCAUCGAUGGCAACCCGUACUACACCGACGUCCUCAACUGGAAGUCUGUGAACGUCUUCUUCCGGCAGAUCCGCAACUUCAUCAUCGACACCACCAACAUCCCGGCGGCCACGGCGGCGACGGGCAUCCAUUGGCCGACGGCCCAGGCGACCAGUCUGCAGAACAUCGUGUUCAACAUGCCGACGGCCUCGGACGUGGUCCAUGUUGGUCUGUUCCUCGAGGAAGGAAGCGGCGGCUUCAUGACCGACCUCACCUUCAACGGCGGCGCGACGGGAGCCAGCAUGGGCAACCAGCAGUUCACCAUGAGGAACCUGAAGUUCAACAACUGCAAGACGGCCAUCAUCCAGAUCUGGAACUGGGGCUGGACGUACCACGGCCUGUCCAUCAACAACUGCCAGGUCGGCAUCGACAUUUCGGCCGGCGGCUCGAGCGCCCUGAACGUGGGCUCGGUGACGCUCCUGGACAGCAGCUUCACCAACACGCCCGUGGCCAUCCUCACCGCCUGGACGCCGAGCGCCAACCCGGACACUGCCGGUAGCCUGGUCAUGGAGAACAUUGCGCUCAGCAACGUGCCCGUUGCGGUCAAGGGGCCCGGCGGCACCAUGCUUGCGGGAAGCACGGGAUCCGCGACGAUCGCGGCCUGGAGCAACGGCCACCGCUACACGCCGUCGGGUCCCGUCGAGACGUCGGGCGCGGUCAGCGCUAACGCGCGCCCGGCCGCGCUUCUCUCCAACGGACGAUUCUACACGCGCUCCAAGCCGCAGUACGAGAACCUGCCGGCCUCGUCCUUCGUCUCGGCCCGCUCGGCGGGGGCCAGGGGCGACGGGGCCACGGACGACACGGCGGCGCUGCAGAACGCCAUCAACAGCGCGGUGGCGCAGGGCAAGGUCCUCUUCCUCGACUACGGCCUGUACCGCGUCACGAGCACCAUCAGGAUCCCACCGGGCGCCAAGGUGGUGGGCGAGUCGUUUCCCGUCAUCCUGUCGGCCGGCGCCUUCUUCAACGACAUCAACAACCCCAGGCCCGUGCUCCAGGUCGGCAGCACGUCGGGCCAGCCCGGGCAGGUCGAACUGAGCGACUUCCUCGUCGGCACGCAGAACGCGCAGGCGGGCGCCGUCUGCAUCGAGUGGAACCUGGCGACAACCGGCGCGCCCAGCGGCAUGUGGGACGUGCAUGUGCGCAUCGGCGGCUUCACCGGCUCGCAGCAGCAGGUUGCGCAGUGCCUCAAGCAGCCGGGCAGCGCGGCCGUCAACCAGAACUGCAUCGUUGCGUACAUGGCGAUGCAUGUCACGAAGCAGGCGAGCAACUUGUACAUGGAGAAUGUGUGGCUGUGGACGGCCGACCAUGAUAUCGACGAUGCGGCCAACACGCAGAUCACCAUCUACAGCGGUCGCGGACUCUACAUCGAGUCGCAGAACGGCCCCUUCUGGCUCUGGGGCACUGGCAGCGAGCACCACGUGUUGUACCAAUACCAGCUUGCCAACACGCGGAACAUCUUCAUGGGCCAGAUCCAGACCGAGACAGCCUACUUCCAGCCCACGCCCAACGCGCUCGUCCCGUUUAGCCCGGUCGCCUCGCUCAACGACCCGGACUUCGCCGCUUCGUGCGCCGGCGUGUCGGGCAACUGCGCCAACGGGUGGGGGCUGCGCGUGAUCAACUCGCAGGACGUGCUCGUGUACGGCGCCGGGCUGUACUCGUUCUUCAACAACUACAGCACCGCCUGCUCGACCUUCGCGGCCGGCCAGACCUGCCAGCAGCGCAUCGCGUCGAUCGAGGGGUCGGCGACCAACGUCAACAUCUACAACCUGAACACCAUCGGCACGCGCGAGAUGCUCAACCGGAACGGCGCCCGGGUGGCCUGGUACGCGGACAACGUGAACACCUUUGCGUCCAACAUUGCCGUCUACAAGAGCGGUUGAGUGAAAGUGAGUCCCGGGGAAAUGGUGUAGCAGAGCAGGUGUAGUAUAAGCCACUGGUUUUGGUGGAUUUUGCGAGGUAUUGUAUUGUAUAUACCUACAUGUAUUCCGUAUAUACUGUACUAGUACAGUAU
This is a messenger RNA of Chaetomium strumarium, 2800 nucleotides long. RefSeq names its product pectate lyase superfamily protein-domain-containing protein. The transcript is spliced from 6 exons. The coding region runs from base 372 to 2669 and encodes 765 amino acids. The record is from RefSeq and is a predicted model, not a curated record. NCBI's taxonomy places the organism in Eukaryota, Fungi, Ascomycota, Sordariomycetes, Sordariales, Chaetomiaceae. Gene Ontology annotation, molecular function: polygalacturonase activity.